UGAAGACGAUAAAAUGAAAGACAAGUCAGUGUGGGAGAAUGUAUUGUUCGCCUUAAUUGGAUCUAUUGUAACAGUUAUAGCAGCAGCUGGGCUUGUUCUUCACUUCUCUCGUUUAAGGAAAACACAUGAUGACAAAAAUCAAAGGAACGCAACUGUUGAUGAGUCAAACAGGCAAGACGACCAACAAAUAGACCCACCUGUGGUUAAUACAUCUCAUCAGGGGAUACAGAAUGGAGUAAAUGAAAAUGUUUAUGCUGAUGUAAGAUCCUCCAAAAUGAUUGAGUUUCAUUGUGAAGGUUUCUCAUCCAAUCGUUCGCACAUAUACUCUCAGGAUGGUAGAACUGACGCUUUUCUCGAGAAUAAAAAUGCUAGAAGGAACUACUCACAAGACAGCAAGGAUGCAAAUUAUAAAGAAAAACAGACAUCAAAAAUAUAGUUACGGGAAAAUGUGUACGGAAAUUUGGACGAAACCAGCCAAUACAGUGUUCUGUCCUUACGAAGAAAUGUCGACCCCUCUGAAAUGGAAAAUUAUUUUAUAAAGCAGUCAAUCCUUCCCGAUAUCCCUCAAAAGGAUGAAGCUUCUUAUAGUAUAGUGAAUGUUUUCGAGACAGAUAAUCGACAGAAUGAGGAGGCAUGUAAAUCAGAUUCAGAUGUUGGCUUGACCUCGGAACUAUAAAGCAUUGCCAUGCAAAGUUAUGACGAGUCUUAGUUUCUGGAGUAGAUAG
Molecule: messenger RNA, 725 nt
Organism: Saccostrea cuccullata (small rock oyster)
Lineage: Eukaryota; Metazoa; Mollusca; Bivalvia; Ostreida; Ostreidae
Exons: 3
Coding region: 14-436 (140 amino acids)
Source: RefSeq, a predicted model, not a curated record